CCGUUUUCGACGCGUCUGGAGACGGAGCCCUACUCUGGCCAGUCAUCCCGCAGACGGAGUUGGUCUCAACACAAUUUUCUUCCCCACAUCCCAGCCUAUAGCAGUGUGAUCCCUAGAGCUGGCUAUAGUGCUUCGGGCUUCCCUCGAGCCCUGGUCCGUGUCGGCUCCCGCAGCCGGGCCGCAGCCUAUCCUCAAUCAGGCGGCCUACCUUACACCUACCAGUGCAGCUAUUACCCUCCUCCUACCACCUCAGUACUGGUUGUUGGUGGACGAAAGCCAAUUCACCCUUUCUGCCCAAGUAUCAACGGUACUUGCGCCUAUCCCCUAGUCGGUGUGAAUCGCCGGCACAGCCAACCUUGUUACAGGCUUGGCGACGUCACUGCAAUUCCCUCUGGGCUGCCUACCAGUCAUCUAAAGGCCAGCAAGCCGAUCAAGAGAGAGCAUAUCCUUUCCCCGGUAGAUACACCAGUCCGUUGUCUGGGCUUUCCCCUCAGCAUGCAUCAUGUUUAA
This is a messenger RNA of Protopolystoma xenopodis, 510 nucleotides long. The record is from the annotation of a GenBank genome assembly. Lineage: Eukaryota; Metazoa; Platyhelminthes; Monogenea; Polystomatidea; Polystomatidae.